UUCAUUACCGUCUCAAACAUACAACAAUGAGGCCAGCAACUUCAUCAUCAAAAGAUCAAAUUUACAACAAUAUUCCACCAUUGAAGGUCAAUAAAGAAUCCCAUGCGAUCAAAAAAGCGUCAUCCUUGUCGUCGUCGUCGUCAUCUCCACCAUCCCACCGCCACCCGGUUAUCAUCUACACCCAUUCGCCGAAGAUCAUCCACACGCACCCCAGAGACUUCAUGGCAUUGGUGCAAAAGCUGACAGGGUUGUCACGGUCAAAUGAGGAGAGAAAUGGUUUGAUUGAAAAUGGGGGUGGAGGGUCGUUGGCGGAAGACAAUAAUAAUAAGAACGGAAAAAUUAAUGGUGGGCAUGACGACAAUGAAUCGUCUUCCGUGAUAACAACCGAAGAAAAUUGUUGUGGUGGCGGUGGUGGUACUGUCGGAGACGGUCAAGUAAAUUCUUGUUUCAUGCCACCACCAAUUUUUGAGCCUCCGAAUCCAUUUUUGACAAAUAAUAUUCCGGUUUUUACACCGAAUUCAGCUGAGUUUUUAUGUUCAAAUCAGUCAUUUUACAAUUAUACAACUGAGUCAUUGCUUUUUUCUCCCAAUAUCAGAGGUUCUAUAUCAUCUUCUUCAUCUUCAGCACCUCAAGGCAUGAAUGAUUUUCGAGAAUUUUAGCAUUACAUAUAUUUUUACUACUAUCAUUAUUAUUAUUAUUAUUAUUUCAGGCAUAAAUUCUUUGAUAGAAUUCUUUCGAUUAUUGUUUUUGAUGAUAAGAAUAAGGGUUCUGAGUUUUACAGGAUAGAAGUUUUUCUUUUUCUAAAAUUUUCAGGAAUAAUUUUUUACAAAACGAAACAGAAAUUGUUUGUUUAUUCCUGUCCGUGGUUAAUAUUAAUUUCUUUCAACACAUAUAGUCACAGCUAUGGCUGUUUUUUUUUUUUUUUUAAAUUUAUAUUGGAUAUAUUUUGUAACGUUUUAUAAAAUAAAAAUAA
Messenger RNA from Mangifera indica (mango), 973 nucleotides. Its product is annotated as VQ motif-containing protein 20. The record is from RefSeq and is a predicted model, not a curated record. Bases 27 to 659 code for a protein of 210 amino acids. The transcript has a single exon. Gene Ontology annotation, cellular component: nucleus. NCBI's taxonomy places the organism in Eukaryota, Viridiplantae, Streptophyta, Magnoliopsida, Sapindales, Anacardiaceae.